AGAUGACCCAGAUCCGUGUGCACGGCGACUGCCCAUAAACGAAUUAACUGUCUCUCUUCUGUUUCUUAUCUUCUCUCCCAUGUCCCUUUUCUUCCUCUCGCUCUGUUGCUCCUUACGGGAAAAUCCACUCAGAAAUGGUCGUUAAGCAUCAUACGAUGCAUUUUGCAUCAUCAAGAGGAUGUGGCAAGUGACAAUUAGAUUUUUGAAAGUCCUAUAUCUUGAAAAUGUGAUUUCUGACAUGCAAAACACUUUAGGAAUGUAUCAACAGUGGACUAAUGAAAAACAAUAUAUAUAUUUUGGGUUGGAUUUGUCCUUCAACGCACCUCUCUCUCUCUUUCUCUUUAUUUCCCUCCCUCGCGCAAUUCCCCGGUUGUAUUAGGGUGGAUGACGCGGCACCCAUACCUGUGUUGUGUGCUUCUUGCGCCGGCUGGGCGUGCAGCCUGGUGAAGGGAGGGUGAUGGGGAUGCGGCUGCCAUGGUAACACGCCGAUUAGAUUCAGACCUUUGUGUGUAUUUAUUUAUUUAAUAUUUCAUUUGCGUGCGUGCGUGCCUGAGAGGUGACGGGCGUUAUGGAAGUCAGCCUGCAAUUGGAAUCAGACUAUUAAGACUGGUGUCGCGUUCCUUUUGAGUUAUGAUUGGCCAUAGAAUUGCCUAUUUAAACAUUUGGCUAUACCUUCUCAAGCUCAACAAGUUAUUCCGGUUGGAACAGGACUUCAUGGAUAUAAUUCUUUCAAGUGCACUUAAUUUCCUUGCAUGGUUUUAUUCAUCAAGAUUCGUUAAAAACAUGUAAAUGAAACGAAGGUUUUGUUAAUCGUAAAUUAAUAGGAUGGGCUCCAAAGAUGUCGCUGUAACGGUCCAAGGAUGUCAUUGGGAGUGACUGGAGAAGUGGAAGAGGAGGGGAAACGCGUCUGAAAUAGCAGAACAUUUAUCCUGGCGGGUUUGGAGACGUCACAUAUUCUGCACUUGCCCAGGUUGUCUGUUCUGUUUGUGUGUUUCCGAACUGAAUUCCGAAAAUAACCCUAAUGCUGACGCUAACAGCUUGUCUUGUUUUACGUGCCCGGACAAAGGGAAUAUUAUCGGGUGUUAGGCGAGUGUGGACUACAUUGGGGGUACGACCACUUGCAUAUGUACUCUUGCUUAUUUUCGUGUCUUUGUGUGUGUAUCUUUGUCUGUGUUUGAAAGCGUGUUUCAGUAUAAAUCAGUGCGCCGGUGAGUCAGACUGUGUGCAAGUGUCUGUCUGUGUGUGUCUCGUGCCCGUUUGUGUCCGUUAAAACAAACCGAUCCGUGCUGAUGAGGCUCACGUGUACUUGUAAUUCAUAGGUAGCCAACCACCCAAAACUACCACCUCUCAUCCACUGUCAAGAUGAACUCUUACAGAAUACUACCAUGUGUCGAUGAGAGCAAGAGGGAGACAUAUCCUUGACAACCAGAGAGGGAGGGUCAAAGAGCGACCUGCGUCAUUAUCCCUGAGAGAGAGACCAGGAAUUAGGUGACAAUAUGCCUGUUGUCGAAACGCUGAGGGCAGCAAUAGAAAGGAGAAGGUGGGCCUCAGGCCAGGAGAAGAAGGGAGGAUGGAGAGAUCUCGAUGAAGAAAGCGAGCUGGGGAAAGGAGGAGAUAAGUGAAAGCACUGCCAUCAUAUUUUUGGAGUGACAAAUCUAUUGUCGUUUUUAAGUAGCAAACUCCCAGAGGUGGGGUUAGGAUGCACAGAUCAGUGGAGAGGAGACAGAUCACUACAAGCCAUUGGAGAUUAUAAAAAGUUGAGGUCAACUAUUUAAUCACCACCUUUCUCUUUCCCCAGACAGUCUUAGGUAGUAGCCUUUUAUUGGGCUCCUAGUUGAACAUUGACAGGACAUAUUGUCCCGUUUUGACAAUCUGUUUCCAGAGUGAGAGUGACAGGUUAUAUUGAUCUCCCUUUGCCCCCCUUCUCCCUGGUUAGGGGAUGGAUGGGGUGGCGGGAGGUGUUGGGCCCCCUGGCGGGAGCGAGGGUCGGCCGGGUCGUAGUGGAGGAGACUCUAAGAGGCGCAGUAAGGGCAGCCUGCCCUCCCCAGGGUACUGCCUCUCCCAGGCAUCUCUGGAGGGUGACAGGUCAGGGGUCGAGGGGUCCGGUUCCGGAGGGGGGCGACGGCGCCUCUCCAUCUUGAGUGCCACCCGAGACGGCCUCCCCUUCCAUUCAGCGGGCACCCCGACCACCCCUGUCCCCCUGCCCCCUCCUCCAGCCCCCUUCUCCUCCGCACAGCAGCGUUCUGUUGGCUUUUCCUCGUCACGCGCUGCCCUUGCCUCCACUUCCUCCUCCACCGGCACCGGAGUGGUCGUCGUAGCGUUGGGCCCGGAAACCACGACAACCACGGCUUGUAACACCGUGGCGGGCACGUCGGAAAUGGGGAGUCUGUCUGGGACGGGGGGCAUGGGGGGGUUUGGGAUGGGUCUGGACGGGGAGGACUACAGCUACUCCAACCAGUCCACCUUCAUCCAGAGACAGUUUGGAGCCAUGCUGCAGCCGGGGGUCAACAAGUUCAGCCUGCGCAUGUUUGGGUCCCACAAGGCCGUGGCCAUGGAGCAGGAGAGACUCAAAUCAGCAGGGGAGUGGAUCAUACACCCCUACAGCGACUUCAGGUUCUACUGGGAUCUGAUCAUGUUGUGUUUGAUGAUGGGGAACCUGAUCAUCCUGCCAGUAGGAAUCACCUUCUUUAAGGAUGAGAACACUCCUCCCUGGAUCAUCUUCAACGUGGUCUCUGAUACUCUCUUCCUGGUUGACCUGGUCCUCAACUUCAGGACCGGUAUCGUCAAGGAGGACAGCACCGAGAUACUGCUAGACCCCAAGGCUAUCCGUCAGCGCUACCUAAAGAGCUGGUUUGCGGUGGACUUUGUGUCGUCCAUCCCUGUGGACUACAUCUUCCUGAUGGUGGACUUGGAGGCCCGGCUGGACUCAGAGGUUUACAGGACGGCCAGGGCCCUCCGCAUCGUACGCUUCACCAAGAUCCUCAGCCUGCUACGCCUGCUGCGCCUGUCACGACUCAUACGCUACAUCCACCAGUGGGAGGAGAUCUUCCAUAUGACCUAUGACCUGGCCAGUGCCAUGGUGAGGAUAGUCAACCUGAUAGGCAUGAUGCUGCUGCUGUGCCACUGGGACGGAUGUCUACAGUUCCUGGUUCCCAUGCUGCAGGACUUCCCCCUGGACUGCUGGGUCUCCAAGAAUAACAUGGUGAAUGGUACGUGGGGGAUCCAGUACUCCUAUGCCCUGUUCAAGGCGAUGAGCCACAUGUUGUGUAUUGGCUACGGUGCCCAGGCUCCAGAGGGCAUGACAGACGUGUGGCUCACCAUGCUCAGUAUGAUCAUUGGUGCCACCUGCUAUGCCAUGUUCAUCGGCCAUGCCACCGCUCUCAUACAGUCCCUGGACUCCUCACGACGACAGUACCAGGAGAAAUAUAAGCAGGUGGAACAGUACAUGUCGUUCCAUAAGCUCCCUGCAGAUGUCCGUCAGAGGAUUCAUGAGUACUACGAGCAUCGCUUCCAGGGCAAGAUGUUUGACGAGGAGAACAUACUGGGUGAACUCAGCGAACCACUAAAGGAGGCGAUAGUUAGCUUUAACUGCCGUAGCCUAGUGGCUCACAUGCCGCUGUUUGCUAACGCGGACCCUAACUUUGUGACGGCAGUGUUGACCAAGCUUCGCUUCGAGGACUCCCUCAGUGUGGACAGCUUCAACGAGGUCCUGGAAGAACACCCCAUGAUGAGGCGGGCCUUCGAGACGGUGGCCGUCGACCGGUUGGACCGCAUCGGUAGGAAGAACUCUAUCCUGAUGAGAAAGCCUUCCCAGGCGAGUUCCAUGGCGGGGGGCAGCGGUUUGGGGCGUGGGGGUCAAGGAGGAGGAGGGGCGGGGCUAGGCAUGGGGGGGCUGGGCUCCUGUGACAGCAUGCUGGUUCAGCAGAUCGUUAAACACGACAGCAUGCCAGCCAUGCAGGAGGCCAUCGCUGCUGCCGCUGCAGGAAGGGGAGGUGCCACGGGAGGAAGUGGUACGGUCUCCCCUAGGCCCCACCCACUGAUCUGGGCUCCACUGAUCCACGCUCCGCUCCAGACGGCGGCCGCUACGACUAACGUGGCCAUCGCCCUCAUGCACCAGCAGCAGCAGCAACAGCAGCUUCAACAUCAGCUACAGCAGCAACAUGCGCUAGGGGGCGCUAUAUUCCUCCCCUCCAUCUCUCCAUCGCCCUCCGUCUCCUUCCCCCUCUCCUCCCCGCGGCCCCCUGUCCUGCAGCCCCUACGCCCCUCUGUGAGUUCCCUCAUUGGGAUGAUGGGGGUAGGAGUGAUGGGGGGGUUGUCCCCUAGAGGGGGGUUUCCUGCCUUCCCAUCCCCCUCACCCUUCCCCAUGGCCCCCCCGGGAGGUGUGAUAUCACCCCCUGUUGCUCAAACCCCACCCACACCGGCCUCCUCUGUCUCCACGUCGGUCCAAUUAGGAAAGACCCUGCACUACAGUCUCCGCCUCCACCCGGAACACUCUUCAGUGAUGGGUGGAACCCCAGGAAUCCCCAAGGUAGGAGGGGCCACCACACCCCAUCUGUUCUACCACGUGAAUCCAACUGCAGCCACCAGUGUCAUGUCAGACACUUGGAGUUCCAUGGCUGGCCAGCAUGGGGCCAAGGAGGCGCUAUUUCGUCACGGAGGCAACAGCAACCAGGGCCUGCCUGCACUCGGGAGGCUCACCCAGGAGGCCAGGCUCCUCUCCGCUUCGCAGCCCACCCUGCCUCAUCGAUCCUGGGCAAGCAUGCAGCCUCACCCCCCUCUCCAGCGGAAGGCCUCUGGAGGUAACCUGCUGCCAGCCUCAUUCCUGGCUGGGACGCAGCUAGCCAGGGGUGGCAGUGUGGGGGUGUUGACUACUCCCCUACCAGUACAAGUCCCAGCACAACGGUUACAGAUGCCCCCCUUCAAUGCACAGAUACAAGCACAGAACCUGGGCUCUAUACAGCCCCUCCCUGAUCCUGCCUCUACACACUGCCCUGCACACACACACACAGCCACACACACACAUCCCGUCGCUGUACCUGCAGCCACACCCACAUCAGCUUCUCCCCUGGCCUCCUACACUUCCUCCCCCAAACAAAGCCCUCUCUCCUCUGCCACCCCCUCCCCUGCUCCCACUCAUUUCUCCCUCAUCCCAGCACUGCCACUGACCCCUCGCCCCAAACCCACCCCUACACCCCCAUUUCGUUCCUCCUCUCCUCCCCCCUGCUCCAUCCCUCCCUCUUUCGGAACUACUCCACUCUCCUUAACUUCUCGCUCCAAACCCAUCCCUACACCUCCCCCGUGCUCUUCUUCCCCCUCUCCCUCCUCCACUCCCCCUCCCUCCUCUGUAACCACCUCUUUCCCCCUCACCUCAACCCCUCGGUCCAAACCCAUCCCUACACCUCCCCCGUGCUCUUCUUCCCCCUCUCCCUCCUCCACUCCCCCUCCCUUCUCUGUAACCACCUCUUUCCCCCUCACCUCAACCCCUCGCUCCAAACCCAUCCCUACACCUCCCCCGUGCUCUUCUUCCCCCUCUCCCUCCUCCACUCCCCCUCCCUUCUCUGUAACCACCUCUUUCCCCCUCACCUCAACCCCUCGGUCCAAACCCAUCCCUACACCUCCCCCGUGCUCUUCUUUCCCCUCUCCUUCCUCCACUCCCCCUCCCUUCUCUGUCAGUGCCCCUCUCUCACUUCCACAAACCCAUGGGCGCAAGUCCUCUCUCACGUCCCCCUCUCCCCCCUCCUCUUCCCUACCCUCCUCUCCCACUCUUCUUCAGAGCCCCCUAAUCAAGCCCUCCCCUACACCCCCCUCCCCUUACCCUCUAUCUGGGCCCACCCCUACCCCCUCUAAAGCCUUUACCCCUAUCCAGACUCGUACCCAUACCCCUACCCUCUCUCAACCCUCCAAUCGUCCCCCUACUCCUAUUUCUACUCCUGUUCCCACUCAGAGCCAAACCCUAACUGCAACCCCCACCCCAGCCUCCACCCUCACCCCAGCCUCCACUCCCACCCCAGCCUCCACUCCCACCCCAGCCUCCACUCCCACCCCAGCCUCCACUCCCACCCUAGCUCCAACCUCAACCUUGAUUCCUACCCCUUCUUCCAGUAAAGCUCCCACUCCUAUCUCUAUCCCUUCACCUGCCCUUAUGCAAAUCCAAACUCUAACCCCAACACCUACCAGUUCUAAAACUCAGGCCCCAACCUCAACUCCAACCCCCAAACCUCCCCCUACCCAUACUGCCAAACAUACCCCACAUAUAGCCCCUGUUCAAACCUCCAUCCAUACUCCAACACCCACAUCUAAGCAUUCUCUUACUCCUGUACCCAUCGCCUCCGAUGCUGCAAUUCAAGCCCCAACAAAAGGCUCAGCCCACACCCCAAAACAGAUCCCAGCAGCCCAAACCCUAGUCCAAACACCUGCCCCAAAACCCACUUCUAAAUGUUCUGUUACCCCCACAAUCCCACCUGUACCUAUCCAUACCCCAAAACAAUCCUCCACCCCCAAACCUGCAUCAACCCAUACCCCAAAACAGAGCCAACCUUUAGGUCCUGUCCCCACACCUACCUGUACCCCUUACACCAGUCAUGCUCCAAAGCUGACCACAGCCGUAACACCUGUCCAAACCUCCACUACCACCCUCCCACCCACUCAGUUGGUCCCAGGCCCAGCCACCUCCCUCCCUCAAACCUCUUUCCCCCCAGCCACCUCUGCCCCAUCUGCCUCCCCCAAGGGGGGCAAGAAGGACCCGUAGCUGCCUCAGACAGGGAAAGACAAAUAGGGACUGAGAGAAAAACUGCCUGCCAACAUGUGAUGGUCCUGGAGGAAAUGAUCUGAUUGGAGGAUGGACUUUUCGGGCCAGAUAUACUGUGUAGGUUGUGUCACAAAACAGCCCAUGCCCCGAUUAAAGUAGCACACUGUAGGGAAUAGGGUACUGCAGAUUUGAGUUCAACAAACUAUCCUCCAAACAGUCCAUGACUUGUGACUAGGUUUUAACUGUUGUUGCCAACAUGGCAUGCCAAAAUUCUAGAUUCAAACCGAGUUCGGCAGACUCUGUAUAUCUAUGGCUCUGGUGACUAGGGCAGGCUAGAGUAGAAUCACAGAUUUUAUUUGAAGUCCAAACAUAUAGAUACAUAUCUGUGUCAGUGAUUGUUGGAGCAAGCAAGAGAGAUGAAGUGGAAAGAUAAUGGCAGCACACAGUGGGAGGGACGAUACAGCUGUCAGAAAAGACCAGGACGAUGACGACAAAGAUAGCAAUGGGUUCGUUGCAUCUUGCUGCUGAUUGGAGGAGGGUUAGUUGGCCAAUUCUAAAGCGACCAAUAAGAUAGGCACCUCCUGAUUUCCAGCUCCACCUCCCUUUUGCCUCUCGCUCUUCACCAAAGUGUAAUAUUUUGUCAUUAUAUGAUUAAUCAUAGUAUGAGAUUACUAAUCACUGUAAAGUUAAUCAUCAUAUUGAUCAGUAACUAUAGGAGCGAUUGAUCCACUUGUAGUUUUGUUGUCUAAAUUGUGUGGUGUUUAGCUUCGGUCCAAUAUGUUCACACAACUUCUGGAACUGAAUUGUGUUUUUUUGGUGCAACACUUAAUACUGCUCCCUCGUAAACUGUGGAUGUGGGUUUAUUUGUUCCGUCUAGCUUCCUGUAAAUGCAUGCCUCUCUCUAUUCCCUCCCUUUCCCUCGUUCCUCACCUCCUCUGGCUCCUGUCUGCUUUCAUCCUGUCUUUCAUCUCUGUCUGUCUGAUCCUUCUUUCAUCUUUCACAGAGCUUUUGUAGUUAACUACUGUUCCAGAGACAUUCACAGAUGCUCUCUACCUCUCUCCAUCUCUGACUUUUCCCUCUCUCUACUGUAUCUCUCCAUCUCUCUCUAUCAUUCCCUCCAUCCAUCCCUCCCUCCCCCUCCUUUCUUCCCUCCCUUGUCCUGGUGUCAUGUCUAGUGCUGUUUGAUGUUUUCUGUGGGUAGCAACAGAGCAUUCCUCUUUCAACCCUUGAUACCAUGUUGCCUAGAUUAUAUUUAAGGACCAAAUGUUUUAUUUGUGAUCACAGCUUUAGCUUUUGAGAAAAAUCAAUGAAAUGAUAGUUGUUGAUGAUGAUGUUAUUGAUGAUGAUGAGGAUAACCAUGAUGAUGUUAUUGAUGAUGAUGAUGAUGAUGUUAUUGAUGAUGUUAUUGAUGAUGAUGAGGAUAACCAUGAUGAUGUUAUUGAUGAUGAUGAUGUUAUUGAUGAUGAUGAUGUUAUUGAUUAUGAUGAGGAUGACCAUGAUGAUGGUGACAGUAAGAAUGUUUUUGAUGAUAGCUAGAAUAAAGCACAUUUAGAAAGUCA
Salvelinus fontinalis (brook trout) is the source of this 8307-nucleotide messenger RNA. Its product is annotated as potassium/sodium hyperpolarization-activated cyclic nucleotide-gated channel 4-like. NCBI's taxonomy places the organism in Eukaryota, Metazoa, Chordata, Actinopteri, Salmoniformes, Salmonidae. Gene Ontology annotation, biological process: monoatomic ion transport; transmembrane transport. Gene Ontology annotation, cellular component: membrane. Gene Ontology annotation, molecular function: monoatomic ion channel activity. The record is from RefSeq and is a predicted model, not a curated record.